UGGGUAUCCCAAAGGAUAAGAACCCUAAUCAAACCCUUUCCCCAACUAAGGAGAAGAAGGAACCAAGACGAUCCCAAGUGCUGCUCAAGAAAGCUGGAGUCACCAGAGAUGACGAUGACGAAGAUGACCCAAUUGAAGAUGAUGAGGGAACAGAUCCGUACAAUAUUUCAAAUGAUGAGUACUAUUACCCCAAGAACAUUGGUGAGAAUAAGCUGAGAGUCAGCAUGGCAGGAAACCUACAGCAUUCAACUCCAGCUGUUGAGUUGAGACAGCCUUUCUUUCCAACACAUCUUGGACCAUUUAAGCUCCGUCAUUUCCAUCGGCCUAUUUUGAAGAAGUUCUCGCAUGGUCCUCUAGCAAACCCUGGACACCAUGAAGUCUGGCCAUUGGCAAGGAGAAUCAAACUUAAGGCCAAGCAAAGGGAACAAGAGCGAGUUGCAUCAGGAGGGGGCAGUAUGUUUUACAUGCACAAACCGGAAGAUCUGACAGGUAUGGACGGUGACAUCAUUCUCACAGAGUAUUGCGAGGAGUAUCCUCCGCAGCUUUUACAAGUUGGCAUGGCAACUAGGCUUUUAAACUAUUAUAAAAGGGUUUUUAUACAUCGAUUAUUUUACAAGAGCAAAGACAAGAUCAAGCGAAUUAAGAUGGAGGACAUUAAGAAAGCCUUUCCAACACAUUCUGAAAGUAGCAUCAGAAAAAGGUUAAAACUAUGUGCAGACUUCAAGAGAACAGGAAUGGAUUCCAAUUGGUGGGUUUUGACUUCCAACUGAGGAAGAGAUGGGAUCAGUGGUGACCCCAGAGCAGUGCAGUGCUUAUUAUUCUAUGUUGGCUGCAGAGCAGAGGUUAAAGGAUGCUGGAUACGGUGAGAAAUAAUUCUUUGCUCCAGAAGACGAUAAUGAAGACGAUAAUGCAAAGAUUGAUGAUGAGGUGAAAACAGCACCAUGGAACACAACACGUGCGUUCAUAUCUGCCAUGAAGGGCAAGUGUCUCCUGCAGGUGAUGGGAACAGCUGAUCCCACAGGAUGCGGAGAAAGAUUUUCCUAUGUCAAGGUUCUAAAUAAACCAACUAAACAGAAGCUCAGAAGGAGAAGUACUUGAACUACAGACGUGUAUACUACGAUGACACCCAAGACAUAUUUGCAGCCAGACGUAGACAGGCAGACAAGCAAGCAAGCCAAGGUGUCCAUAGUGUCCACAGGGCCAGGCCUGUU
Messenger RNA from Anneissia japonica, 1211 nucleotides. RefSeq names its product transcription initiation factor TFIID subunit 1-like. The record is from RefSeq and is a predicted model, not a curated record. Gene Ontology annotation, cellular component: transcription factor TFIID complex. Gene Ontology annotation, molecular function: RNA polymerase II general transcription initiation factor binding; RNA polymerase II general transcription initiation factor activity; histone acetyltransferase activity. Bases 225 to 770 code for a protein of 181 amino acids. NCBI's taxonomy places the organism in Eukaryota, Metazoa, Echinodermata, Crinoidea, Comatulida, Comatulidae. Gene Ontology annotation, biological process: RNA polymerase II preinitiation complex assembly; transcription by RNA polymerase II. The transcript has 9 exons.